AUGGUAGGAGACGCGAUGACGCUGCUGUCUCUGCUGGGUCGCAUCAUGCGUUACUUCUUGCUCCGACCGGAGACCUUGUUCCUGCUCUGCAUCAGCUUGGCGUUAUGGAGCUACUUCUUCCACACGGACGAGGUGAAGACCAUCGUCAGGUCCAGCCGGGACGCUGUCAACAUGGUGAAGGGCAAAGUGGCCGAGAUGAUGAUGAUGCAGGACCCGAUCGGCGAAGGCCUGCAGGUGAAAGAUGGCGAGUUCUCCAAAACAUGGGGCUUUAAGGACCAAAAUGUGGCCGUGUACUCCAUUCAGGGCCGCCGGGACCACAUGGAAGACCGCUUCGAGGUGCUCACCGACCUCACCAACAGGAGCCAUCCGUCCAUAUUUGCCAUCUUUGAUGGACACGGCGGUGAGGCGGCUGCUGACUAUGUAAAAGCUCACCUCCCGGACUCUCUGAGGCAGCACCUACAGGCAUUUGAGCGUGAGAGGAAGGACAGCCAGCAUUCGUACGCCUCCAUCCUAGAGCAGAGUAUCCAGGCUGUAGAUCGAGACAUGGUGGAGAAGUUUUCUGCUUCACAUGAAGAAGCAGGUACUACAUGUUUGGUGGCCUUGCUGACUGACCAUGAGUUGACAGUGGCAAAUGUUGGUGACUCCCGUGGUGUGCUGUGCGAUAAAGACGGUAACGCUGUGGCCUUGUCUCAUGACCACAAGCCCUACCAGCUGAAGGAACGCAAGAGGAUCAAACGGGCAGGUGGCUUCAUCAGCUUCAACGGUUCGUGGCGGGUGCAGGGUAUCCUGGCUAUGUCACGCUCAUUGGGUGACUACCCUCUAAAGAACCUCAACGUAGUGGUGUCUGACCCAGAUGUACUCACCUUCAACCUGGACAAACUGCAGCCCGAGUUCAUGAUCCUGGCCUCGGAUGGAUUGUGGGACGCCUUCAGCAACGAGGAAGCCGUGCGCUUCGUUCGCGAGCGACUUGACGAGCCUCAUUUCGGUGCCAAGAGCAUUGUUUUGCAGUCUUUCUACAGAGGCUGCCCUGAUAACAUCACCGUCAUGGUCGUGAAGUUUAAAAAUGCUAAGAAUGGAGACUGAGGUGCUUUUGUCAUCAUAUCGGCACUACAGUACUUGUACAAAUAUAAAUAUGUGCUUUUUUUAUUAAUAAUUAUUUUUACAAGUGUGCCAAAUGGACAAUGUUUUGGACUGUUAUUCUCUUUCUUUGCCCAACCAAUAUUUAUCGGAAGAAGCAAUAUUAAGUGCCACUGAGCAAGUAAUUGCGAUGCCUUGUUCCUUCACCUAAUUCUGCCUGAACAAUCUGAUAGACCAGUAUGUAUUUACUCUGAUGCUGCUUGUACUAACUUUUGUGUGUGGUUUAUUAAGACUGGUCAUUAAAUAAAAGAUCACACUGCA
Messenger RNA from Trichomycterus rosablanca, 1398 nucleotides. It is a transcript of the gene ppm1la, whose product is annotated as protein phosphatase, Mg2+/Mn2+ dependent, 1La. Gene Ontology annotation, cellular component: cytosol; nucleus. NCBI's taxonomy places the organism in Eukaryota, Metazoa, Chordata, Actinopteri, Siluriformes, Trichomycteridae. Gene Ontology annotation, biological process: positive regulation of canonical Wnt signaling pathway; peptidyl-threonine dephosphorylation; positive regulation of canonical NF-kappaB signal transduction. The transcript is spliced from 4 exons. Bases 1 to 1083 code for a protein of 360 amino acids. Gene Ontology annotation, molecular function: protein serine/threonine phosphatase activity; cation binding. The record is from RefSeq and is a predicted model, not a curated record.